GAGGCGGCGGGGUGAUGGCGGUGGAAACUCUGUCCCCAGACUGGGACUUCGACCGCGUGGAUGACGGCUCGCAGAAAAUUCAUGCAGAAGUCCAGCUGAAGAAUUAUGGGAAGUUUCUGGAGGAAUAUACCUCUCACCUGAGAAGAGUUGAGGAUGCUCUGGAUGACUCGAUUGGAGACGUUUGGGAUUUCAAUCUUGAUCCCAUAGCAUUAAAGCUUCUGCCCUGUGAGCAGUCUUCCCUUUUGGAACUCAUAAAGACUGAAAACAAGGUCUUAAACAAAGUCAUCACUGUUUAUGCUGCACUUUGUUGUGAAAUCAAGAAAUUAAAGUAUGAGGCUGAAAUGAAAUUUUAUAAUGGCCUGCUGUUUUAUGGAGAAGGAGCUACAGAUUCCAGCAUGGUGGAAGGUGAAUGUCAAAUUCAAAUGGGGAGAUUUGUUUCAUUCUUACAGGAACUGUCUUGUUUUGUUACGAGGUGCUAUGAAGUGGUGAUGAAUGUAGUCCAUCAAUUGGCUGCCCUCUAUAUCAGUAACAAGAUUGCACCCAAAAUCAUAGAGACAACUGGCGUUCAUUUUCAGACUAUGUAUGAGCACUUGGGAGAGUUGCUAACAGUGUUGCUCACCCUGGAUGAGAUUAUUGAUAAUCAUAUCACAUUGAAAGACCACUGGACUAUGUACAAAAGAUUACUGAAAUCUGUGCAUCAUAAUCCUUCCAAGUUCGGGAUUCAAGAAGAAAAACUAAAACCAUUUGAAAAGUUCUUACUGAAGCUGGAAGGGCAAUUACUUGAUGGAAUGAUAUUCCAGGCCUGUAUAGAACAGCAGUUUGAUUCCCUAAAUGGAGGUGUAUUCGUGUCCAAGAAUAGCACUUUUGCUGAAGAAUUUGCACAUAGCAUUCGCUCAAUUUUUUCCAACGUAGAAGCCAAACUUGGAGAGCCUUCCGAAAUCGACCAAAGGGACAAGUAUGUUGGCAUCUGUGGCCUCUUCGUGCUGCACUUUCAGAUUUUUCGAACUGUGGAUAAAAAGUUUUAUAAGGCGUUAUUGGACAUUUGUAAGAAGGUACCAGCCAUCACGCUAACUGCUAAUAUUAUAUGGUUUCCUGAUACUUUUCUGAUCCAGAAAAUUCCAACAGCUGCCAAACUUCUAGACAGGAAAAGUCUUCAAACCGUCAAAAUGCACAGGGACUCGUUCCUGCAGCAGAAAGCCCAGUUGCUUACAAAAGAUGUGCAGUCUUACUACGUCUUUGUGAGCUCGUGGAUGAUGAAAAUGGAAUCUAUUUUAUCUAAAGAGCAGAGAAUGGAUAAAUUUGCUGAAGACCUCACCAAUAGAUGUAAUAUUUUUAUACAGGGCUUCUUGUAUGCGUAUAGUAUUAGUACAAUUAUUAAAACCACAAUGAAUCUCUACAUGUCCAUGCAAAAGCCAAUGACCAAAACCUCAGUGAAGGCAUUAUGCAGGCUUGUUGAACUUCUUAAGGCAAUAGAGCAUAUGUUCUACCGAAGAAGCAUGGUUGUGGCGGAUUCUGUUUCACAUAUAACACAGCAUCUGCAACAUCAGGCUCUUCAUUCCAUUUCUGUGGCCAAGAAAAGGGUGAUUUCUGACAAAAAAUACAGCGAACAGCGCCUUGAUGUCCUGUCUGCUCUCGUGCUGGCUGAAAACACUCUCAAUGGACCAAGCACGAGACAGCGCCGGCUGAUCGUGGCUCUGGCCCUGAGUGUGGGCACACAGAUGAAAACAUUUAAGGACGAGGAACUCUUUCCACUUCAAGUCGUCAUGAAAAAACUGGCUCUCAUCAGUGAACUGAGAGAAAGAAUCCAAACCCAGUGUGACUGCUGUUUUUUAUACUGGCAUCGAGCUGUCUUCCCAAUUUAUUUAGAUGAUGUGUAUGAAAAUGCUGUGGAUGCCGCCAGAUUACAUUACAUGUUCAGUGCUUUACGUGACUGUGUCCCUGCCAUGAUGCACGCCAGGCAUUUAGAGUCCUAUCAGAGACUUCUGGAUUGCUACGACAAGGAAAUUAUGGAGAUUUUAAAUGAGCAUUUGCUGGACAAGUUGUGCAAAGAAAUCGAGAAGGACCUUCGCCUUUCUGUGCACACGCACCUGAAACUGGAUGACCGGAACCCGUUCAGAGUCGGCAUAAAAGACCUGGCCCUCUUCUUCUCUCUGAAGCCAAUUCGGUUUUUCAACCGUUUCAUUGACAUUCGAGCUUAUGUAACUCACUACCUGGACAAGACUUUCUACAAUCUAACGACAGUAGCCCUUCAUGACUGGGCCACGUACAGUGAAAUGCGAAACCUCGCGACUCAGCGGUAUGGCUUGGUCAUGACGGAGGCCCACCUCCCGAGUCAGACUUUGGAGCAGGGUCUUGAUGUUUUGGAAAUUAUGAGAAACAUUCAUAUAUUUGUGUCUCGAUACCUCUAUAAUCUCAAUAAUCAGAUCUUUAUUGAACGAACAAGCAACAACAAACACUUGAAUACAAUAAAUAUUCGGCAUAUAGCCAAUUCUAUUCGAACACAUGGCACAGGAAUCAUGAAUACAACGGUUAAUUUCACCUACCAGUUUUUGAAAAAGAAGUUCUAUAUAUUUAGCCAGUUUAUGUAUGAUGAACAUAUCAAAUCCAGAUUGAUUAAAGACAUUCGAUUUUUCCGGGAAAUCAAGGACCAAAAUGAUCAUAAGUACCCUUUUGAAAGAGCAGAAAAGUUCAACCGAGGCAUCAGAAAACUCGGGAUAACUCCAGAGGGACAGAGCUACCUCGAUCAGUUCAGGCAACUCAUCAGCCACAUUGGUAAUGCUAUGGGCUAUAUACGAAUGAUAAGAUCUGGUGGUCUUCAUUGUAGCAGCAAUGCCAUUAGAUUUGUGCCAGAUCUUGAAGAUAUUGUCAAUUUUGAAGAACUGGUAAAAGAAGAAGGUCUUGCAGAAGAAACACUAAAAGCAGCAAGGCAUUUGGAUGCAGUCCUCAGCGAUCACACAAGGAACUCUGCUGAAGGCACCGAGUAUUUCAAAAUGCUUGUGGAUGUUUUUGCUCCGGAAUUUCGAAGGCCAAAGAAUAUACAUCUCAAAAAUUUCUAUAUCAUUGUUCCCCCUCUGGCCCUCAACUUUGUGGAACAUUCCAUUAGCUGCAAGGAAAAAUUGAGUAAAAAGAACAAAGCUGGAGCUGCUUUUACCGAUGACGGCUUUGCCAUGGGUGUGGCCUACAUUCUGAAGCUGUUGGAUCAGUACCAGGAGUUUGACUCACUUCACUGGUUCCAGUCAGUCAGGGAGAAGUACCUGAAGGAGAUCAGAGCGGUUGCUAAGCAACAGAGCGUGCAGUCGGUGGGUCAGGAUGAAAAGCUGCUGCAAACCAUGAAUCUCACUCAGAAGCGACUGGAUGUCUACCUGCAGGAAUUUGAACUGCUCUAUUUCUCACUGAGCAGUGCAAGGAUCUUCUUCCGAGCAGACAAAACGGCAGCUGAGGAGAGCCAGGAGAAGAAAGAGAAGGAAGAAGAAACGAAAACAAGCAACGGCGACCUAUCGGACAGCACCGCGUCUGCUGAGCCCGUGGUGAAAUGACCCGAGAGCGUCUGCCCACUGGUGCAGUCACAUGGGUGUUCAUAAGCUCCCGCGAUUUGUUUCCUGGGUCAGCUCCUGGGACGUAUUUCAGUGCUGCGCUUUUUAAGUGGCAUUCUGAAGUGAAGUCCAUUCUCCUUCCAAAUGCUCUACUCUGCAGUGGUUGAGAAUGAGAUUUAAAAUGGACUUUUAGUGCCUAGGAAGCCGUUUGGGAAGAGAAGUUCUUAAAGGGCCAAUCCCAGAUCCAAAACCGCCACCUCAGACCCUUACAGUUGACAUGACUGUUUCUGAUUUGUACUCACCAAGGUUCCUGAUGGCACGGUGCCUUCAGGCUUUGGGAAUUCAUUGCAUAUGCCAUGUACAGCCAGUAAACACAUACCUUUCAAAAAGGAAUUGAGCCUGAAAUUCAUGGUAGAUGUAUCCUCCUCCUGAAAGGCAUGUGUGAGGAUGAUGUGGGCACAGGAGGAGAGGCAGGUCGGGGGUGUGGGCACCCUUCUGUUGACUACCAACAGAUGAUGAUCCCUUCGUUGUUAACGUCGUGUUACUCCCAAGAGACAUUCUCUACUAGUUUACAUCGCCUGGGGAACAUUUAACCUCCAACAACUGCUUUAAAUUUAAGAAUUAUGUCAGACUGGAGAUGAGUAGAAAUCCCGAUAAGCCAUAUAGUCCUGCUUGAAGCUUCACUUCCGUUUGAAGGUUGAACCGUUUCAGAGAAUACAGAACCAAUUCUUAUUUUUACAUCCAAACUCAGGUUUCUUCUCCAUUAAGCUUCAGUUGAAAUCCUAUCGAUGGUUUGGACAGACUUUUCCUUUAAACCAAGUAUGAUCUCAUUGCCCUGUGCAGGCUUUAAAAAACAAAACAACACUGUGAGAAUAAAAUUCGGAUCUAGUCAUUCAUUGGUUUAAAAAGUACAGAAAGGUUUGGAGUAAAUUCAGUUUCUGGUGAGUUGCUUCCUUUCUUUUGUAAAGAGUGUGCAGGCUGGAGGUUAAUCACGGCCUGUAAUCUUUUAAGACAAUAAAAUGAUCCCUCUAAAUAUACUACAGACAUCAUUUUGGGAAAUGCUUGAUUUUUACCAUUGCAUUUGCCUGCUACGCAUUGAUUGGAAUCGUUCCUGCAAGCAAUGCUAACAUAGUUCUUUGAGUUCCAGAGCUUUUAGGAUGGGUGUACAAUGCCCCAUCUGUAGUCAUUGGUUCAAUAGGCAGGAUAGCUUUCCCACCCCAAGAUAAAUGAGUUCAUUGUUGAAAGCCAGAAGAAACAGAAUAUGUAGGGAAUUUUUAUUAAGUAAACACGAUUUACAGAAUUAUGAUCUAAGAAUGAAUUGAAGGCAUUUAAUUUUUAUAAUUUACACUAACUAUAGAAAUGGCCCUAAAGCAUGCUGCAUAAUAAAUAACUUAAUUUUCA
Messenger RNA from Echinops telfairi (small Madagascar hedgehog), 4934 nucleotides. RefSeq names its product WASH complex subunit 4 (gene WASHC4). Gene Ontology annotation, biological process: endosome organization; endosomal transport. The transcript is spliced from 33 exons. NCBI's taxonomy places the organism in Eukaryota, Metazoa, Chordata, Mammalia, Afrosoricida, Tenrecidae. Gene Ontology annotation, cellular component: endosome; WASH complex. The coding region runs from base 15 to 3536 and encodes 1173 amino acids. The record is from RefSeq and is a predicted model, not a curated record.